Messenger RNA from Phyllostomus hastatus (greater spear-nosed bat), 916 nucleotides. RefSeq names its product coiled-coil domain containing 197 (gene CCDC197). Lineage: Eukaryota; Metazoa; Chordata; Mammalia; Chiroptera; Phyllostomidae. The record is from RefSeq and is a predicted model, not a curated record. The transcript has 7 exons. The coding region runs from base 1 to 864 and encodes 287 amino acids.
AUGGACACAGGCCAGGGGGCGGGCCUGAGCGACGCUGGUGACAAGGACACAAACCUGCAGGUGCUGUUGCAGGAACUCUGCCAGCUCCAGGCCAAGCAGAGGAAACUGAAGCGAGAGGUCGAGAAGCACAAGCUCUUUGAAGACUUUCUGAUUAAGGUCCUUGAGAAAAUCCCCAAGGGCUACAGUGACGGGGAGGAGCCGGAGGAGGCCCCGAAGGAGGGCCUGGUGGAGGCCCUGGUGGAGCACUAUGGGAAGCUCUUCACAGUCAGCCGGCUCGUCCAGAAGCACCUUGAGGCCUUCUCCAAGAUGAGCCGGGCCGUCCACCAGAGCCUGGAGGCCUUAGAGGAGAGCCAUGACGCUCUUAUCCCGAGCCUCAAGGUCCAGCUGUGUCAGCUGCAGAGGAGGUGUGACCGCAGGCAGUGGCAGCAGUGGCAGUCAGCACAAGAUGUCACCUACCAGAAAGACACGGGCAGCUGUAAUGUGGGAAGCAAGGCUGCUGCAGCUGAGCACCACCCUGGAGGCCUGAAGUCCAGCCCUCUGGCGCCACCUGGAGUGGGCAGUGCUGGGUUCCCACAGGCUCCUGCCCAGCCCCUGCCCCAGAACCAGCUGCUCAACUACCUGCACACAGUCAUCAACAACAUGGCCCAGCAGUGCUGUUCCUCUGCCCGCGUCCUACCUGAGAGCAUGGGCCUCUUCUCCAAGCUGGACCUGAUUCAGGAAUUUAUGUUGGACAAAAAGGAGACUAUGAGAUUUAUCUCACUGCCAUGGAACCCGGAGUGUGCUGCUCAGGUGAGAGCCCCGAGGGCCAGGGACUCGGAAGUCACCCCAGACCCUUCAGGAAAUGUCCGAGGAGCCAAGAUUUAAUCCCAAGGACACCCCUCCCAGCACCCAGACUUCGGAGGGCUCCGGCCGGUGC